UAAUAAUGAAAUAGGGGAUUCCCCUUUUAACAUGUAUGCACACACUCAAGCCGUGCGUGUCAAGUAAAAGGAGGUUUUCUAUUCAGUUUGUCAAGUAAGUUGCAUGCGAGUGGUUGCGUUCAAAGUUCGUAAUAAUAUGGCACCGAAAAAGAAGCUACUUUCUAUUAAAGAGAAAAUGGAAAUUAUUAAUGUUUUCGAAAAAGAAAAGUUAUCAGUACGUGGAAUUGCAAAAAGGUUCAAUAUUGGAAAAACGCAAGCUGCUGAAAUUAAUAAAAAUAAAGAAAAAAUUCGUUCUAAAUGGGAGUCUGGAUCUAAUGUUCACCAAAAGCGAAGUUUCCUUAAAGAAGGCGGCUCGGAUAUAGACAGGAUGUGUUUUGAUUGGUUCGCUAAGGCUAGGAGUCAAAAAAUUCCGAUUUCUGGUCCCAUUUUGAAAGCAAAGGCAAUGGAAAUUGCAGGAAAACUGGGGGUACCUAAUUUUAAUGCUUCGGAUGGAUGGCUAAAUAAAUGGCGAUUAAGGAAUAAUGUUUCCUUCAAAUGCAUAUCUGGUGAAGCUGCAGAUGUGAAUCAGGAUGAUGUCGAACAGUUUCGGACAAAGCUGCCAACUCUGUUGAAUGGGUACAAGCCUGAAGACAUUUACAACGCCGAUGAGAGUGGGCUUUUCUUUCGUGCCUUACCGGACAAAACACUCGCUCUUAAAUCCGAAAAAUGUGUGGGAGAUAACGCGGCUUCUCAUCCAAAGGAAUUAGACUUGACCAACAUAAAAAUUUGUUUCUUGCCACCAAAUACAACGGCAGUUAGCCAACCCCUUGAUCAGGGUAUAAUCCAAAAUUUUAAAACUUUGUAUAGAAGCUUAGUUUUAAAACACUUGAUAACUAAAAUUGGCGAUACAAGUUCAGCCUCAGAGCUCUCAAAAUCGAUUAAUGUACUGGAAGCUGUGUAUUUCAUCAAAGCAUCUUGGCAUAAAGUGGAAGCCACAACAAUCCGAAACUGCUUCCGUAAAGCAGGAUUUUUGGAAACUUUAGAGGAUCCUUCAGAUUUUGAUCCCGAAGAUGACAUUCCACUGGCAGUCUAUGCUAGGCUUCAGGAAGGACUAGAUUUGGCAAAUGAUUUCGAAGGUUUUCUCCAAAUAGAUCAAAAUGUUUUCACUGAGGACAACAAUAUAGAAAUUCAAUUUGACGAACCAGAUGAUGCUAUGGACUUAAGUGAUUCAGAAGAUGAACCUUCAGAAGAAAUAAGUGACCCCAUAACAUCAUAUGAUGAGGCUUUAAAACUUGUUGAGCGCUUGAAACAAUUUGCAAAAAAUGACUAUGUAGCUUUUCAGCAGGUUAAAAAUAUCGAGAGUCACUUUGAAAAUGAAAAUUUUAAAUUAAAGGAAUCAAUGUUAAAACAAACAAGCAUCACACAAUUUUUUCAAACAAACUAGUCGAUAUUGAAA
Messenger RNA from Rhagoletis pomonella (apple maggot), 1435 nucleotides. Its product is annotated as tigger transposable element-derived protein 6-like. The transcript is spliced from 3 exons. The coding region runs from base 104 to 1423 and encodes 439 amino acids. NCBI's taxonomy places the organism in Eukaryota, Metazoa, Arthropoda, Insecta, Diptera, Tephritidae. The record is from RefSeq and is a predicted model, not a curated record. Gene Ontology annotation, cellular component: nucleus. Gene Ontology annotation, molecular function: DNA binding.